Messenger RNA from Haliotis rufescens (red abalone), 2493 nucleotides. RefSeq lists its product as uncharacterized. The transcript is spliced from 8 exons. The record is from RefSeq and is a predicted model, not a curated record. NCBI's taxonomy places the organism in Eukaryota, Metazoa, Mollusca, Gastropoda, Lepetellida, Haliotidae. Gene Ontology annotation, molecular function: chitin binding. Gene Ontology annotation, cellular component: extracellular region. Bases 109 to 2331 code for a protein of 740 amino acids.
AUGUGCAUGACGUCAUCGAUAAGAACGGUAGACAUCUUGUACCAUUCAAUUUGACAUGCGUGCUAAGGACAGAUCUUCCACACAGUUACUUUUAACUACACAUUGGUGAUGUACGCCAGACUAAUUCUUUUCUUUUUCUACGUGGUAGUACGUUUGCGUGCAGAUCAAGCACUUAACGAUAGGGCACGUGGUAGCGAGAUCGUAAAUACCGUGGUAGAUCGUAUACGUAAUGCGUGCAUCUUCCUUCGAGGUAACUUGUUCUUACGACGCCUGGCCUAUGUGGAGAGCGCGGACGGAACAGACCCGAAGACCUUUAGAUCGGGUUACUAUGGGGGGAUCUGGCAGAUAGACGAGACCAAGUUCCGCGCAACGACAAACUGUUCAGCCCGUUUGCUCCCCAAAUGCUUGGACAUCUUGCGCGAGUUCUCCAUCGACUGGAAGCGGGUACCGUGGCGGGCCUUGCUGAAGCCCCUCUACUCUGCCCUGGCCGCCUCCCUGUACACGCUCCUAACAGUGGGGCCGGACGGGGUGCCUCCCGAUCCCCCGGGGCAGCAAGUCUUCUGGAGGGACGCCUUCCAUGACGGCAUAUUACCCUACAGCUACGUCGACAGAGUGCACGUCAUGCCAGACGUGUGCUCCAGUAGACAACUCGACGUGGUGUUUGUUGUGGACAGUUCAAGCAGCGUGGACAGCAUCGACUUCUACAGGACGCUUGACUUCGUCAAGGAUGCCGUCACGACUCUCUUCCGGUCAAGCCCAGACACCAGGAUCGCCGUGGUCAAGUAUAGCAGCUUCGCCAUGGUGGAGUUCCACCUGGAUCGCUACCAUACAGCCGCACAGAUCAGCAGCUACCUCGACAACAUGGUGUACGUCCCCGGCGGUUCCAACAUCGCUGAAGCCAUCAAUGUCACCAUCCAUGACGUCUUCAGUGCCGGAAAUGGCGCCAGGCGGGAGGCCUCUAAGAUCGCCAUUCUCAUAACAGACGGAAGGUCGAAGAGCUCAAACGCCACCAUUACAGUCGGCCAAGACGUCCACAAAGCCGGGAUCAGGGUCUUCACUAUCGGGGUCGGCAGGGUCAACAUCCGGGUACUGAACGCACUGGCGUCGGCACCCACGUGUAACCACGUGUAUUUGCUGCCCACGUUCGCUCACAUUAGCGACAUCGUGUACGACGUUCUGCAAGGGUCUUGUGCGGCUCCAGCUAUCCGGGUCCUGCGCUGCAACACGACGACGGAGAUAGUGCGGUCAAGCCUGCCUGACCAGGGACUCAAGAAACACUUCCAUCUGACGAGUGAUGACAUGGUCGACUGCAGCAACACCAACAACUACUUACAGGUGGCUGUCGACUGCGGAGUCGUCCACAUAUACGGCUCCUACAGCAGCCCCCGACCUAGUCUGGCUUCCAACGACUUCACCUACACCGUCACGAAGCCCCAUCCAGCAGAACUACUCCUCCAACACAACCGGCCAUUCUAUCUCACCGUGGAAGCGCUGAAACUCGCCACGGGCGUCGCCAAGAUGGCGUCGUGUCUGUCUGCGAACAUCAGCAUCGCUGUGAAGAACGGAGUCCACAGUGGUUUUAACGAUUCUCUGCCGAUGAGUUUACCCAACGCGUCUUCGACGUCAGAUGCACAAGGAUGUCAGGGCAAUGCCGAUGGUUGUCCGCAGGUGCAGAAACAACAGCUUUGUACACCAGACCUAGACAAAAUCAAGCCGCCCGCCAACCCCUGCCCAAGGGAGAACAUCCACGGCCACGCCCUAUCCUUCAUCCACCCAUUCGAUAAAACCAAGUUUAUACUUUGUGACCUAAGCGGGAAGAUGUACAUAGCUCAGUGUCCCCCGGGGGAAGCCUAUGACGUCAUAUCUCAUGGCUGCGGGUCGGCUAUAUCCGCCAUGACACUUCCAGGUCGUCAUAUACUGAGCAGGAACACAUCCAACCCUUGUACUGCGCGAGACAUCAGAGACGGAACGUUUCACUUCACCCACCCCGACCCCGACAAAUUCAUUCAGUGUGAUGUAUGGGGCAACCCGUGGGUGCAGCUCUGUCCGAGUUCCCUCGUCUGGGAUCAGAUCCAACAGACGUGUGUCCGUCAGGUGCUUCUGUCGUCCAAAACAACGACAGCUACGUCAGUUGACGUUAAAUCUCCAGCGCUGACCCUGGCGUCGCCAACCAUGGAUCCAAAUAUCUGCCAGCACCCUGACGGAGCAGGGUUCUACGCCCAUCCCGACCCCACAAAGUACAUACAGUGCCUCUUGGGACAGAAGCUCGUGCUGCGGUGUCCCCCGGGGCAGCUGUGGAGCGAGUAUCUGACGUCAUGCGUCAUGUCAUAAGUUGCGACAUCAAAACAUUGGAAUGAAAAUCACCAUUUGAUUAGAAAGGUAUACGUCGUUUAAUGCGAUGAUGAAAGUGUUGUAACGCAAGAUGAUAAAAGGUGUCUAAAACGUAUUUGGAAAAUCCUGAUGAGAAUACAAAACCUGUCGACAUAUGAGUAA